Monomorium pharaonis (pharaoh ant) is the source of this 2838-nucleotide messenger RNA. Its product is annotated as sister chromatid cohesion protein DCC1. Gene Ontology annotation, biological process: maintenance of mitotic sister chromatid cohesion; mitotic sister chromatid cohesion. The transcript has 8 exons. Lineage: Eukaryota; Metazoa; Arthropoda; Insecta; Hymenoptera; Formicidae. Gene Ontology annotation, cellular component: nucleus; chromosome, centromeric region; chromatin. The record is from RefSeq and is a predicted model, not a curated record. The coding region runs from base 985 to 2208 and encodes 407 amino acids.
GAGGAUAAUGUUGGCAACGCUUCAAAUCUCUAGGAUCCAUAAAUUUAUUUUUUGAGGUUUUCAGCACUGUUGAAGCGUAAGAGUGUGCACAGAGCAGUACAGAGUGUGUACAGAAAUAAAGUGUUGUGACAGGUGUAGUAAAUAACCUCAUUUUUUACAAAUUAUUUUAUAAAUUUUUGUUAUAUGUAAUGUUUUUACCUGUACUGUAUGAUUGCCAUAGAGUGUAGUAAAUUUUGGACAAGAUAGGAGAAUAGGAAAUUAAGAGAAAGAGAGGAAACUUCAAGAAAUUUGGAGUGAUAUAGAAAGCAAGGACGAUGAUAAUAUUGAUUUAUUAAUAAUAUUGUACAAAUUAUCCCAAGUUGUCGGUGAUGAAUAAUUUAAAAGAUUUUUUUUUAACCAAUUACAGGUAUCAAUAUAAUCAUUGAUAUCAUUAUAAUUGAGGUAAAAAAUGAGGUUAUUUACUACACCUGUCACAACACUUUAUUUCUGUACACACUCUGUACUGCUCUGUGCACACUCUUACGCUUCAACAGUGCUGAAAACCUCAAAAAAUAAAUUUAUGGAUCCUAGAGAUUUGAAGCGUUGCCAACAUUAUCCUCUCUAGUUUUAUGGAUUUUGGCCUCUUACCACUUGAUACGCGUACCAAGUGCUCGGUGUAAACUAGAGCAUAAUCUCUGUAAAGAGUCAGAAUGUGCCAAAGUCCAAAAGAAUGUUAACAAAUGGCAGUAGAAUUAAUAAAAAGCAAUUAAUAAAUUGCACUAGUGCGCACUGGUGCAAUCCAAUCGAAUUCGCCAUAACUUAUUGCACUAAUGCAGCAAUGCAGGAAUAAAAAACAAACCUAGAGGCUCUCUAGUCGCGUCCAGUGAAUUGCACCUUAAAUUUGGCGGGAAAGUAUUUCGGAAUAUGUUACAGAAGUUUUAAAAACGUACAUUCGAAAAGAUAGAUAUUCAAGAGAAAUAGAGAAAGAAAGAAAAUUAAGUUGAUAUGGAGUCCGUCGAGCUGAUAAUGGAGUCUACCGACAAAAGGAAUAUCCGCACAAAAGAGGAUGUUUGUGAGAUUUUGGAAUUGGCAACCAUUAAAGAGUCUGAUUUAAAUGCCAUGACACAAUGCCUAUAUCCCAUGCAGGAUCAUCAGGUCAAUGAUUUGAUAUUGUUGGAGGUGGAUGAGCACAUAUUAGGAGCACUGAAUGAGGGAGAUAUAGUAUCAUUUCGUGGUAACAAACGUGAUAAUGCUACAUUAUGUACACAAACUCGGACCUAUGAGAUCAGAGAGGCUGAGAUAUCCAACUCAUGGUUGUUGGUACCAAACUUAAAGCUGAGCAAGGCAACAGACAAAAAAGUAGCUGAUAGAAUUGUGGAGAAACGCAAUGUAAAAAAGAUAUUUAACUCAUAUUACGAGGUAAAAGAAACCAAGCCUGAUCUGGCAGGUUUGUUCGCUCUGCUCAACUCAUCCUCCUUUAAAGGAUUAGAAUAUGAAUCUAUGAUAGAUCAGAAGGCAUUGUACAGCUGGAAAAGACUACAGAGUGAGUUACAAGCCAGUGAUCAUGAGUUAAAGCAGGCUCUAACGGAUUUCUUAAUAGCCAACAUAGAUGGUUAUUUACGUCUCGUGUCAUUUGAUGUGGAAGCGAGAAGCUUGAAUUUGAUGUUGGAUUAUUUUGAAGAACAGUCCUGGCAACUUGAUGAAGUAGAUAAAGAAAAAACAUAUGACAGUUUAAAGAAACUUAUUCACAAACCAGUCUUUGAUGUUAUAUUUAAAAAAUAUACAGAAGUAAGCACAAAAAUGAAAAAUGAUAGCAGUCCAUUGUAUACGUACGACGAAGAAAAGUGCUGUGCAAUGAUAGCAAAGGUUCUUCUCGCUGCCUCUCCUGUCACUGAAUAUAACGAAUUCAUGGAAACAUGGAAUAUGGGAACCCCUGAUCAUAUGCAACCAAAAGAAAAGUAUUUAUGUGGAUCGGCUCUUAUAACGUAUAAUACUUCGAAAAUGCAAAGGGAAAUUGUAUCUUGUCCAGAAGCGGAUUUAUCCAAUAACAUACACGAUAGACUUAAUGAACUUUUUCAAAUUAAAGCUAAAUGGACUAUUGAAGAGAUAACACCUUAUAUUACGCGUUUUACAAAAGGGGCAAUGAACGUUAAUGCACUUUUAACAAAAUAUGCCAGAUGUUCAACAAAAAAUGGGAUAAAAUAUUAUGGAUCAAAACAUGGCAAGUGAUAUAGCGAUUACAUUUUUGGUAUGCAUUCAAUUGUGUUACAAUAAAUAUUGAUACAUGUAUUACUGAUUAAUUAUAUUAAUGUCAGAACUAUAUUUUUCAUAAUUAUCUAUGAUGUUAAAAGAAAAAUAACACACGUAAUUUAUUUAACUUGUAUAAUCAUUAUAUUUAAUUACAUUUACACGAUUUAUAAAUAUUUUUGAGACGAAAUAAGAUUACGUAUAAUUAAUUUUUUAAUUUAUUUACACUGAUGUAAUAGUGACAUUAUCAGUGAUAUAUAUUGCUGUUAUCAAUCAUUCAUUAAAAGUCCAUAAUUGAAAUUAUAACAUUUAAUUAUUGUAUUACAAUAAUUAUAUAAUCUGAAGAUUAGACAAUAAUUAUUAAUUUUAUUGGCCACAAAUAACUCUUGUUAUAUCUCUUUGACUAUAAAAUUUUAUUAUAAAGCAUUUUAGAAAAUCAACUUUUUCUUUAAUCUGAUGUUAUUUUUAAUUACAAUUAAAUAGAAUUUCAGGAAAAUGUAACAGAUUGUCAUGAUAGAAUAAUUACAAAUUAUUUUUAAAUCGGAUAUUUGUUUCAUCAGUUAUUAUGUAUGUCAAAUAAUAAAACUUAUAAAUGUAUUAUAAGAUGAAAAA